CCGCCUACAUGUCAUAAGCACUACCGCCUCUUCCUGCAACCAAAAAUCUCUAUUGUGAGAUACGUUUAUUUCUCUUCUCGCCCGAACCUUCCUCGGGACAUACACUUAAAAAAGCCUGAUAACCGCUCAUAUCUCUUUCCAGCACCAAGGGUCAAACCCAACAAUGUCAUCGCCAACACCAUACCCUCCAUCAACCCAAGCCUCACCACCUAAUGACCUACACCAACUUCCAGAUCCCCUCAAAGUGCUCAGCCCAGUCCAUAACGAAAGCACCGCGAACACCACCCCUUACUCACUAGCCAGACUCUUAAUCGGAAAAUCCGAGCUCAAAACCAUGCUCCGCUCCUUGAAAAGGCCCCCCGACAAAAAAUUCAUCCACGAAAUCUACGACGCAUGACCUAUAUCCCCCGCA
This is a messenger RNA of Bipolaris sorokiniana ND90Pr, 412 nucleotides long. RefSeq lists its product as uncharacterized. The record is from RefSeq and is a predicted model, not a curated record. NCBI's taxonomy places the organism in Eukaryota, Fungi, Ascomycota, Dothideomycetes, Pleosporales, Pleosporaceae. The transcript has a single exon. The coding region runs from base 164 to 397 and encodes 77 amino acids.